GCGGUUUCGCAGGCCACCGUGUUUUGGGCGGACAUAAAAUAUCGAAUCAUUUCUUUCUCAUGAAGUACAUGAUACUUAUAAAUUAUAAAUAAGGAUCGUAUCGUAAUCGCAUAGAUUUGUAUCGAAACUGCCCAUGUAUUUACGGGGCAAAUAAUUAACAUUUUAAUAAUGCUAGCUUUACCUGAUUUCUUUCUUUGUCUUUCACGAGGCCGACGAGGGAAAUUCACUCUUGUGCUUGAAGUCAAAAUAAACUAAAGCAGUUCAUAUCUAAGAAGAUGUCCAGCAUGGAGGUGAAAACAGAUGUGUUAGCAGCAGUUUCAUCUACUGUAGAUAUACAGUCAAAUGAAUUGACAGAGGUUUCAUCUUCUGAAGAUUUGAAACCAGAUCUAUCGACCAUAUUUUCAUCUUCUGCUGGCAUCAAAACAGAAUUAUUGACAUUUAUUAAUUUCCAGGAUAUAAAACCUAACAUGUCAUUUAAAACUUCUCAAGAUGUUAAACCUGAUGUUAAUUCAGAAUUUUCUUCUUCUAAUGACAUAAAACCAGAAUUAUCAUUUUUUAAUGUUCAGGAUAUAAAACCUAACAUGUCAUUUAAAACUUAUCAAGAUGUUAAACCUGAUAAUACAUUUUCAAUUGAAAAAAUUAAUAAGAAACCUGCUGCGUCAGCAGAAUUUUCAGCAUCUGAAAGUUUAAAACCAGAAUUAUUAACUUCUGAAAAUUUAAAACAAGAUUUCACAACAGAAUUUUUAUUUUUUGAGGAUAAACAAGAAAAUGGACUUGAAGAAAAUCUACAAUUGUCUAGGGACAACGGAAAUAAAAUUGUUUAUUAUAAUCAAACAUUUUCUCAAAGUUCUGAAAGUAAUAUGCAUAAAAAUGUUCAUUCUGAAGAUAAGCCAUAUAAGUGUGAGGUCUGUCUUAAAAGGUUUUCUCAAAGUUUUCAUUUAAGAGAACAUAAAAAUGUUCAUUCAGGAGAAAGGCCACAUGAAUGUGAUGUUUGUUAUAAAAGGUUUUCUCAAAGUUCUCCUUUAAGAGAACAUAAAAUGGUUCAUUCAGGAGAAAGGCCACAUGAAUGUGAUGUUUGUCAUAAAAGAUUUUCUAGUUCUCAGUUAAGAGCACAUAAAAGGAUUCAUUCAGGAGAUAAACCACAUGAAUGUGAUGUUUGUCAUAAAAGGUUUUCUAGAAAUUGUGAAUUAAAAAUACAUAAAAAUGUUCAUUCUGGAGAUAAGCCAUAUGAAUGUGAUGUUUGUCAUAAAAAGUUUGGUCAGAAGACACAUCUAUUACGUCACAAAAAUGUUCAUACAGGAGAUAAGCCAUAUGAAUGUGAUGUUUGUCAUCACAAGUUUUCUCAAAGGUCUAACUUAAGUACACAUAAAAAGAAGCAUUCAGGAGAAAAUGCAUAUAAUUCUGGAGAUAAGCCAUAUGAAUGUGAUGUUUGUCUGAAAAGAUUUUAUUAUAGUUAUGAUUUAAGAGAACACAAAAAAGUUCAUUCAGGAGAUAAACCACAUGAAUGUGAUGUUUGUCAUAAAAGGUUUUCUAGAAAUUAUGGUUUAAAAAUGCAUAAAAAUGUUCAUUCUGGAUAUAAGCCAUAUGAUUAUGAAUGUGAUGUUUGUCAUAAAAGGUUUACUCGAAGUUCUAACCUAAAUCAACAUAAACAGAUUCAUUCAGGAGUAAGGCCAUAUGAAUGUGAUGUUUGUCAUAAAAGGUUUUCUCUAAGUUCUGUUUUAAGAAGACAUAAAAAAAUUCAUUCUGGAGAUAAACCACAUGAAUGUGAUGUUUGUCAUAAAAGGUUUUCUCAAAGUUCUCAUUUAAGAAUACAUAAAAAGCUUCAUUCAGGAGAUCAACCACACGAAUGUGAUGUUUGUCAUAAAAGGUUUUCUCAAAGUUCUGAUUUAAGAAGACAUAAAAAUAUUCAUUCUGGAGAUAAACCACAUGAAUGUGAUGUUUGUCAUAAAAGGUUUUCUCUAAAAUGUAUUUUAAAAACACAUAAAAAAAUUCAUUCAGGAGAUAAACCACAUGAAUGUGAUGUUUGUCAUAAAAGGUUUUCUCUAAAAUGUAUUUUAAGAACACAUAAAAAAAAUCAUUCAGGAGAAACGCCUCAUGAAUGUGAUGUUUGUCAUAAAAGGUUUUCUCUAAAAUGUAAUUUAAAAACACAUAAAAAAAAUCAUUCAGGAGAAACGCCUCAUGAAUGUGAUGUUUGUCAUAAAAGGUUUUCUCUAAAAUGUAAUUUAAAAACGCAUAAAAAAAUUCAUUCAGGAGAAAGGCCACAUGAAUGUGAUGUUUGUCAUAAAAGGUUUUCUCUAAAAUGUAUUUUAAAAACACAUAAAAUAAUUCAUUCAGGAGAUAAACCACAUGAAUGUGAUGUUUGUCAUAAAAGGUUUUCUCUAAAAUGUAUUUUAAGAACACAUAAAAAAAAUCAUUCAGGAGAAACGCCUCAUGAAUGUGAUGUUUGUCAUAAAAGGUUUUCUCUAAAAUGUAAUUUAAAAACGCAUAAAAAAAUUCAUUCAGGAGAAAGGCCACAUGAAUGUGAUGUUUGUCAUAAAAGGUUUUCUCAAAGUUCUCAUUUAAGAAGACAUAAAAAGAUUCAUUCAGGAGAUAAACCACAUGAAUGUGAUGUUUGUCAUAAAAAGUUUUCUCGGAGUGAUCAUUUAACAACACAUAAAAAGCUUCAUUCCAGGGUUUUAUUUUUAUACCCGCAUGGUUUUGUUCAGGCCGCAAGUUAAUUUGCCUGUUUCAAAUUAUAUAAAAUUGACCUCCAUUAGACAAGUAAAAUGACAUCAGGCCAGCAGUCACAGUGAGAUCAAAACUUCUGAGCAGACAAUCUUUUUUUUUGUAAACACUUUUUCAUCUUUUACUAAAUGACCUUAAUCAUUAUAUUUAGAGGUAUAGAAUCACAAAUCAUACGAUCAAACUCUACUGGAUGCAAUGUAUAACUCAAACAGACCAUAUGUUAAAACUUCCCUCUCCCUCCCCACUAUUUACAUGUCUUAUGGAACUAACCCCAAGUUUCAUGUUGCUCCAACCAUUGCUAAGGCUUAUGGUCACUUCCUUAUUUUUGCUAGAUGAAUGGGUUUUUUAAAUAUAGAUUUAAUCUUUCUCCACACCUUCUCAAUAUGAACUUUAUGCCAAAUCUCAGACUCCUCUCUGCAUGCUAUGUGAUUGAAAAGAGUAUAAAAUAAUUUUCUUCACUUAUUCAUAUAGGCUAUACAAUCUAUUUAAAGAUUAACAACACAUUUCAAUGUCAUAAAUUAACAUUUCAUUUUUUAAAACAGCAUAACAAUUAUAAAUUUGAAGAAAAGAAAGACUAUAGCUGCAAUUGUUACAUUUUGGUAUCUUAGUUUUAACAUGUGAAUUUUCAUUGUGUUUUAAUUUAAUAUUCCUUAUUAAAAAAAGCUUUGUAAUGUAAAUUCUAAAGUAGUGAAUCAUUUGAAAUUGUAAUAAAAAUGUUAAGAAAUAAAAUGGUUAAAGUGU
Physella acuta is the source of this 3465-nucleotide messenger RNA. Its product is annotated as zinc finger protein 271-like. The record is from RefSeq and is a predicted model, not a curated record. NCBI's taxonomy places the organism in Eukaryota, Metazoa, Mollusca, Gastropoda, Physidae. Gene Ontology annotation, biological process: regulation of transcription by RNA polymerase II. Gene Ontology annotation, molecular function: RNA polymerase II cis-regulatory region sequence-specific DNA binding; DNA-binding transcription factor activity, RNA polymerase II-specific.